AGUCGGACUCCGAGGAGCCAGGAAGUAACUGUGAGCCAUGCAGCUCAUGCGACGGAUAAAGUAGAGCGCGCGAGCGUCUGUUGUCAGCAGUCUGAGAUCACACGCGUGAGAGUGAGCAACAACAACUGCAAACUACUGCCAAUUUUUUUGCGCUGGUGCUCCGUGACCCCAGAGGAGAGACGAAACUCGGGGGAUAUUCAGUUUUUACAAGAACACAAAUAUAACACUAGCCCAUUGCAACACACUUCAUCAUAAGAAGAAAAAGACGGAAGGAAAUAAGUGCGGGACUGUGGAGUUUCGAGACAACGCUUCUCUCUUUGCAAGUUUAGACGAAGAAAAGCAACAAAAUUGAUCACAUCGCAUUCAGGAUGCCUCGGGUGGUCCCGGAUCAGAGGAGCAAGUUUGAAAACGAGGAGUUCUUUAGGAAACUCAGCCGCGAGUGCGAGAUUAAAUACACCGGUUUUCGAGACCGGCCGCAUGAGGAGAGACAAGCCCGCUUUCAGAACGCGUGCCGGGACGGCCGUUCAGAGAUAGCUUUUGUGGCGACCGGCACCAACCUCUCGCUGCAGUUCUUCCCAGCCAACCUUCAUGGCGACCAGCGGCAGGCACCCACCCGAGAAUAUGUGGACUUCGAGCGGGAGACAGGAAAGGUGUACCUGAAGGCUCCUAUGAUCCUGAAUGGAGUGUGUGUGAUCUGGAGAGGCUGGAUUGAUCUUCAGCGUCUGGAUGGGAUGGGCUGUCUGGAGUAUGAUGAUGAGAGGGCACAGCAUGAGGAUGCUCUGGCCCAGGCGGCCUUUGAGGAAGCCCGCAGGAGGACUCGUGAUUUUGAAGACAGGGAUCGUUCACACCGUGAAGACUUGGAGGUGAGAGUUGCCGACUCUGUGGCAUCAAAAAUCUGGGACUGAUGGCCUUCAAGAACCAGGCCCAGGCGACAGCAGGACCCCAGCCCUGGCUCCAACAUGGGCAACACUGACGAUCACAAGAUGCGCUAGCGGCAUUCACCAAAGUGGGAAGGGAUAGGGUCAUGAGACCUCCAUCACCACGGCAAUCUCAUCUCCAGAUACCUCGCUUAUCACAGGGCAGACCAAAGUCCACCGGUGGGGAUUUACGGGUGGGAUGUGUUUGGGAGGCGGGGGUAACUGUGAUCCCUCUUUUAGCCGGGUGAAGGGGCUGGGUGGGUUGGGUAGGGCUGGGCUGGAAUUAGUGUGAGUCAGAGAUUCAAUUGCAUUUAAUUUAGUCCCUUGUUUCUUCUUGGGAUUUUUGCACUAUGUGAUACAUUCAGUUUAAGUCUCUUUUCGGUAUGCAUGGUUUUCCUACCUAUGUUUGCUCUUGUUCCCCCAUGCAAGGCAUCUUAUUUUAUUUUUUAGCCCUUUGUUGUAAUGAAACGUCAUUUUUUUAUUAUUUUAUUCAUUGGUGUGUGAAAGUCAGGAUGUUUACUUUUUGUAUUUUAAUUUUCACUAUAUAUAAACUUUUUGUCCUCGCGCUUUGUAGGAAACUAGAUAACAUAGAUUCAUGCAGUAGAGUAGCAUGUUUUUUUUUUUUUUUGGAAAAAGGCUGCUGAUGUUGGGAUAAAAGUCUUUUUCUUCUACAAUCCUCCAUGUUUUCUGUCUUCCACGCUCUUUCUGUUACAAUCAGUUGAAAUGUGCUUUGAACAUGAACCAAGCAGCAGCAAGUGAAUAUUGAGGUCAGUGUUACUCUGAGCGUGCUCGAAACAAAAUGAGGCAGGAAUUCGUUUUUUUAACCUAUAUCUGAAUUUUUUAACUGCUCUGCUUUCUCUUUCAUUCAUGUUUUAAUGAUUUAUGUUUUUCAUGCCUUGACAGAAAUGCAGACAGGCUUUUCAUUGUUUUGUGCUAUGAUUUGGACAUUUUUUAAUAACUUUUACAAGUUAUUUGGAUUUACUUCUUCAAAUAUGUGUUUGGUACUGUGUUUGCAACACACAAGAAAAUACUUUUAUUGGGUUUUGAUGAGCAAUGAUGAGACAAAAAUAAACCUGUAAAUGUUUGCAGUUGUUUGACAAACACAUUUUACAAUAGAAACCAGGUACCUUUAUACGGUAAACAGAAUUAAAUGGGUUAUGUGUAAGUUAUUGCUUUUAAUGCUAUUGUUUUAUGCAUGUUAUGUGCAUACUCUUUAGGAUGAUCAUAUGGAAGUUUUAGUUUUACUGUCUUUACACAGUAAAAUGUUUGAAAGUGUGGAUGGGCAUGACGUUAUUUGUUAUGGGUAAAUUCCCGAAGCAAAAUUGCAGGUUUGAAUGAAAAAAAAAGAAAGAAAGUAUAGAAGCUCAAGUGUACAUUGUAGCUCAAAAAUGGACAACACCAUAAUUGUACUAAAAAGGUUUAAUUCCCAUAAUAAUCUUCAAGAUUUUUAAAAAUAAAAAUAAGCAUAAACUUUGUUUUUUACCACAGGUAGUAUGUUGUUUUUUUUUUUUUUUUGAUGCUGCAGUCAAGGUAUGGCCUAUACCUCUAGCUUAAACCAAAUAUAGAUAAAUGUACACAAAAGAGAGCUUACUGUAUUUAUAAAGAGCCGAUUCAUGUUGUCUGGCUAGUGGGGAAAAGCUAAUCUUGGUUUAGUGAAUGUCAAGGGUUUAGAUUGGGCACUUACACAGUACCAUUGCUUACAGAUGUGUACCAAGAUAUUAUUAGAGUCUGUGUAUAUUUUAAAAAGGCCAGAGACAGAGAACUUGACCAAACCAGAUUCAACAAACAGCCCUGCUUUAUUCUGCAUGCACUCUCCUUCCAGAUCUACCGUCCCCUUUAGGUGUGUCUUAUGCUGUGUAUCAAAGAAAUACCCCCUUGUGGUACCCCAAUUGUUUUUUUCCUUUACUUAAUGCAGGCAUUAAGGCAUAUGCACACCAGGUAGUGAAUGACUUUUUUUUUCAAAUGAACGAAUAAAUGUUUUUUUUCGUAAUUGUUUUAAAUUAUUGAUGCAGGUGUACCUUUGUUUCAUUAUCAGGUUCCGCUAUGAUCAAAUGUGUAUUUCUGUAUUGAUAUUACUUACUUUUCCCCUUGGCCCCUUAAAGAACUGGGGAUGCUUUUAUAUGGUCUUUGGUUUUAGCUUUAUCUCUCUGUUGUUAAUAAGCGAGGAGGACUGUUAACUGAAGUGUUAUGUUUGACAUGUUUCUUAAUAAACUUGUUACAAAUUGUA
Molecule: messenger RNA, 3144 nt
Organism: Paramisgurnus dabryanus
Lineage: Eukaryota; Metazoa; Chordata; Actinopteri; Cypriniformes; Cobitidae
Gene: cbfb
Product: core-binding factor subunit beta
Biological process (GO): regulation of transcription by RNA polymerase II
Cellular component (GO): core-binding factor complex; nucleus
Molecular function (GO): sequence-specific DNA binding; transcription coactivator activity
Source: RefSeq, a predicted model, not a curated record